AUGUGCCGCUCAGUCCUGGAGCUGCUGAUCCUGGUAGCACUCGGCUGUCUGUCAAGUGCCGAAGAUGCUUCCUGCCCAGAACCCCAGAGGGCCUUUCAAGGCUCCUGCUUUGAGUUUGUAGCUCACCAUCGCUCCUUUGUCGGUGCUCAGGCCUGGUGUGAGGAGAGCGGAGGACACCUUGCAUUCAUUCCUGAUGAAAACACUCAAUAUUUCCUGCAGAAGCUCCUGGACCCGCAGAGGGACAUGUGGAUUGGAGUCGCACGUGCCGCCUCUCUGAACGUGCAGUAUUCUGCCACAGCUGAAGGUCCUCUCUCCUGGUUGGAUGAUUCACAUAUCACCUUUUCAAACUGGGCCAGCAGCCCAGAGCCUGGAGCGGCUUGUGGACACAUACUGAAACACUCCGGUUUCCAGUGGGAAGCCACAGGAGACUGCGACAGAGAGCUGAGCUUCAUGUGCCAGUUCGAGUCUAGGAGGGCCAUCGUGUGUGCUGGCCAGAACAUCGCUCUGCAAUGUGCUUCUGGCCAAGUGCUGGUGAUAGACGGUGGAUUCUAUGGUCGCAAGAACGUUCAUUACUGUCAGUCCACAAGCUCCACAGCAACCAUCUCCUCACAGCAGUGUGGCUGGGUGAAUGUUGUGGAAUCACUUAAAGCCCUCUGUCAGGGCCGCCAGGUUUGCCUGAUUGCCGAAGCUGUGAAGUCCUUUGGUGAACCCUGUCCUCCGCUGGGGAAUUACCUGUCGGUGGAUUACCACUGCGAAGAGGGGUUCACACUGACAAUGAACACGGUGGCUGCUGUUUUUACUGACGUCACCAUCAUCAUUAAGUGGCUCUUAACACCGUCACGUGGAAAACCUCUGUGCCGCCUGAGCACCGGAGAUGGCCACGUUUUCCAUGUGGACAGUCCAGCGGGGUUGGAGAGCAGAGUGAUCCACAGAUACACUUACCCGAGCACGUGUGUUGUGGCAGUUGAAUGCACCAGCGAUGACAUGCACGUCACGUCGCAGAAAAUAAUUACCAUCCUGGAGCCGGUCACAGACAUCCGUGUCACCAGCGUGACUCCGGAGAUGGUGGAGCAGCUCAGGCCCGGCUGCCACCAGCUCACGAUCUCUGCAUCUAACAUGGUCACGUUCCCUGAAGUGUCCACAGAGCUGCAGAGAAACAAACACUUGAGAGUUGUCAGAGAUAAAGACUCGACAUCCGACAGUAUUAAGAUCGAAGCAAAACCUAAAGUUCCAGUAGACAGCAAAGAAAAAAGAAUCGAACUCUCCAUUAAGGAUUCCUCCUCCUUCAACGACCCGGGAGAACGGUACCAGUGGGAGUGCAGAGGAGAAGAGUAUGAAAUGAAAAAAUACACUAUAAAGAUAGGAGACUCUGUCUUGACUCAACCACCGGCCACUGUUACGACAGCCGCAGCAGGAGUCACCACAGCUGCUCCCCCCACUACAGUACCUGUCACGAUCAGUGCUACGCCAAACCCUGGAACCACGAUCAGUGCUACGCUGAACACUGGACCCACGAUCAUUGCUAAGCCGAACCCUGGAACCACGAUCAGUGCUACGCUGAACCCUGGACCCACGAUCAUUGCUACGCCGAACACUGGAACCCCGAUCAUUGCUACGCCGAACCCUGGAACCACGAUCAUUGCUACGCUGAACCCUGGAACCACGAUCAGUGCUACGCUGAACACUGGACCCACGAUCAGUGCUACGCCAAACCCUGGAACCACGAUCAUUGCUAAGCCGAACCCUGGAACCACGAUCAGUGCUACGCUGAACCCUGGACCCACGAUCAUUGCUACGCCGAACACUGGAACCACGAUCAUUGCUAAGCCGAACCCUGGAACCACGAUCAGUGCUACGCUGAACCCUGGACCCACGAUCAUUGCUACGCCCAACCCUGGAACCACGAUCAUUGCUACGCCAAACCCUGGAACCCCGAUCAUUGCUACGCCGAACCCUGGAACCUUGAUCAGUGCUACGCCGAACCCUGGACCCACGAUCAUUGCUACGCCAAACCCUGGAACCACGAUCAGUGCUACGCCGAACCCUGGACCCACGAUCAGUGCUACGCCGAACCCUGGACCCACGAUCAUUGCUACGCCGAACCCUGGACCCACGAUCAUUGCUACGCCGAACCCUGGACCCACGAUCAUUGCUACGCCGAACCCUGGAACCACGAUCAGUGCUACGCUGAACCCUGGACCCACGAUCAUUGCUACGCCGAACCCUGGAACCACGAUCAGUGCUACGCUGAACCCUGGACCCACGAUCAUUGCUACGCCGAACCCUGGAACCACGAUCAUUGCUACGCUGAACCCUGGAACCACGAUCAUUGCUACGCCGAACACUGCCACGGAAAGUAAUCAUCUGCGUUGCAGCGAUGUCAAAGCCGUGGCAUUCGUCUUCCUUCCUCUUGGAGACAGCAGUAACAACUAUAACCUGAUUAUUACGGCGACUGUAAAAAAGGACAACUUUGUUGCGAGCACCACCAUAAAAGCACAGGUGCUGGAUUCAGCAGGAGACUCCGGCACUUCAGUGGAUGAUCUGAAGUCCACAGUGGAGAAUGUUGUGGCACAGCUGAAGAAACAAGGUCUCCUGUCAGGAGAGACCAUUGGACAAAUCAUUGGUUCUGUGUCUGACAAACUGAGCAGUCAAUCGGGGGAAUCAGGGAGAGCUGAAAGGGAACAGCUUCGGGAGCAGAUGCUGCACAUGUUGACUGAUGCAGUGAAGGAGGUUCCCAUCAAAACUCCACAAGAGGUUCAGGUGGUCGCCAGAAGUCUGACUGCUGUCAUCAGCAAAGAAGUCAACUCCACUGCUCAGGAGGAAGCCUCUUUAUUAUUUGUGAACCUCAGCUCGUCCCUCCUCCUAAUGGAUGUGAACAACAGUGAAGAAAGCAAGAAGGAAAUGCAAAGUGCAGCCAGCACCAUUCUGGAAGGAGCGAGCAAUAUCCUGGACAACUCUUCAAAUGGGAAGAACGUCUCUGAUGCUCUUCUCGUCGUCCUGAACAAUAUCCAGAGUGCACUGUUGAUACACCAAACUAAUAGCAAGGGGCCGACUGUUAUCUGGAAAAAUAAUAUUGGUGUUUAUGUCAAUAGAGUUACUCCAGGAAGUUUGCACAUGGAGCCUUUAACGUUUCCCAACUGUUCCUACCCAUCGUUUUCUCUCCCGAUUCUACCCUCCAACAUAUUCCCUUCAGAUGAAUCAGUGGAUUUACGAAUGCUGAGUUUGGAUAAAAAUCCAUUUUCCUGGAACGAGGGAGGGAACAUCAGCGGUCAAAUUGUAUCUCUGUCCCUCACAAGACAAGAUGGCUCCGCUAUCCAUUUACAGGAUUUAAGUGAGGAUGUUGAGAUUAUGCUGCCAACGCCUGUUGGGGGUCAGGUGAACACGUCAGUUCUGGACCUGGGAAACUACAGCACAAUGAUCAUUGACAUUCCUUCAGCAGACUCUACGCUGGUUAUAAAGAUGUUGCCUUCAGAAGAUCCAUUACCCUUCAAGCUGCUCCUUGGCUAUAUGAGCUACCCCACUGAAGAGAGUUACGUAGCAAUGACAGAGAUGCCUCAAGAGGGAAAAACACAAGAGGAGAGAUACACGUGGCUUGUAGACGCAGAGAAGCUCAAGAUGGAAACUGGAGUGCACUAUCUUGUAGUGAGGCCCAUUGUAGGACCAGGCAUAAAAUCCAUCAAUGCCACUUUGUCGAUCAUCUCCAUCUCUGUUGCGUGUAAAUUUUGGAAUGCAUCUAAGCUGGAAUGGAGCGGCAAAGGAUGCAGGGUGGGUGCACAGACGACCCAUUUAGUCACCCAGUGCUUCUGCAACCACCUCACCUUCUUCGGGAGCUCCUUCUUCGUCACCCCCAACCUCGUGGACGCGUCCCGCACCGCUGAGCUGUUUGGGACCUUCGCGGAGAACCCCGUGGUCGUGUGCUUUGUGGGUUCCCUCUUUGUGGCUUAUCUCCUGGUGGUUGUGUGGGCUCGACGCAAAGACAUCCAAGAUGCGGCCAAGGUGAGGGGGUCAGUGCUAGAAGACAAUGACCCCAUGGACGAGUACCGCUACCUGUUAUGUGUCAGCACUGGGCAUCGGAGAGGAGCCUCCACUUCCUCUCAGAUAACACUAACCCUCCUGGGCGCUGAUGGAAACAGCGAGCCACACCACCUGACAGACCCGAAGAAGAGCGUGUUUGAGAGAGGGGCGGUGGACAUGUUCCUGCUCACGACACCCUUCUCACUGGGAGAGCUGCAGGGAGUCCGGCUGUGGCACGACAACUCAGGCAGCCAUCCUGCAUGGUAUGUCGGCCAUGUCAUGGUGCAGGAUGGACAGACGGACCAGAAAUGGCAUUUUCUGUGUAACUCCUGGUUGGCCAUAGACAUGGGAGAUUGUUCCCUUGAUAAAGUUGUCUCCGUCUCCACAGAGACAGAUUUGAAGAGUUUCAGUAACUUGUUCUAUAUGAAGACGACAAAGGAUUUGAGCGACGGACACCUCUGGUACUCUGUGAUCAGCCGCCCGCCGAGCAGCACCUUCACCUGUGUGCAGAGAGUGUCCUGCUGUUUCUCCCUGCUGCUCUGCACCAUGCUGACCAGCAUCAUGUUCUACGGCAUCCCCACGGACCCGUCUGAGCAGACCAUGGACCUGGGUCACUUUGAGUUCACGUGGCAGCAGUUCAUGGUUGGAGUUCAGAGUUCACUCAUCAUGUUUCCAGUGAACAUCCUCAUCGUUGGCAUCUUCAGAAACACUCGUCCUCGUGAGACGUCGUGCUGCGGACGCAGAGCAGAACAACCGGAUGCCGGCUCCUCGCAGACCGGCUCCACCGAGAUGAAUGGCCUCCUCACUUUAGACUCCAUCACCAAGGACAUUAAGAGAAUACUCCGCUCAUUCUCCAAGAGCAUGAAAAGCAACAUCCCAUCCGCAGAGCUCGGGCCUGGACAACCAGCUGACAUCCAUGCUCUCCUCUCUGUGCUGAAGGAUUACCUCAGACAGAUUUAUAAAACCGGUGACGAAGCAGAGUCCAGCACAGAGAUCCUUCCUGAUGUCGCUCAGCCUCAGGAAGCAGAUUCAGAAAGCGGAGGCAGUGUGCACCCUGUGACAGACGUGGAGGGCGUUCAGAAGAGCAACAGAACCCGGUAUCUGUACCGGCAGAUGUGCCACAUCAACAGAGCGCUGGGCCUGCUGGGCUCGUCCGGCUUCCCGAGCCCACACAGCUACAGCCGGGCUCUGCAGCAGGUCCAGGGCAUGAAGGUAUUCCUUGAAGAUCAGCUCCUCGCAUCCAGCAGCACCAGCCCGGAUGAACCCGCCCAAAACAAUGAUGACGGUCAGAAGAAGAAGAAGGAGAAGAAGGGCUGCUGCCAUGGAGGGCUGCCCUGGUGGUUCAUCUUUGUCGGCUGGCUGCUCGUGAUAGCCACCAGCUCCGUAGCAGGAUUUUACACGAUGCUUUACGGUUUGAAAUUUGGAAAGGAUCGUUCCUGCAGCUGGUUGGUGUCCAUGAUCGUGUCCUUCUUUCAGAGCAUCCUCAUCAUUCAGCCACUGAAGGUGCUGUGUCUUGCAGCCUACUUUGCACUGGUCAUAAAGAAAGUUGACGAGGAAGAUUUUCAAAAUGUGGCAUUUGACUCAAAAGCAGGUAAAAAAAAAUUACCCACUAUAAAAUCUCUCGACCAACAAAGCGUCCGACAGGGCAGGAGUCUUUACGAGCCGCCUCCUCCUGGAGACGUUGAGAGGAUGAAGAGGAUCAAGAUGAUUGAGCAGAAGGCCUUUGCCCUCUUCAGAGAGAUUUUCAUCUACACAGGCUUCAUGUGGAUGCUGCUGCUGGUGGCGUACGGCCAGAGGGAUCCCAAUGCCUUCCACCUGAACCAGCACAUCAGGAACAGCUUCAGUCCAAGCACCUCACAGAGCAUGAGUCUCAGGGACGUGUUCACGUGGGCCAACACGUCUCUGCUCAGUAACCUCUUUGGAGAUUAUCCAGGAUUUAUCACGGACGGAAACUCGAAGCUGGUGGGAAACGCUCGUCUUCGUCAGCUGAGAGUGAAGAAGAGCUCCUGUCAGAUCGCGGGCUCCAUGCUGCAUCUGGUGCCGGACUGCCACGCACCGUAUUCAUGGGAGGUGGAGGACAUGGACUCCUAUGACUCCGGUUGGAACCAGUCUGUGGGAGAUAACGACACGCUGAGCGCCCCCAGCCCCUGGACGUACCAGACACAAGCCCAGCUCCGGUCCUACCUGGUGUGGAGCAAAAUGGGGCUCUACAGGGGGGGUGGCUUUGUAGCGGUGCUUGUCCCUGAUUUGAAGAAUGCCAGCAGAACCAUCGAGUAUCUGUUCAGGAACAAAUGGCUGGACACGUACACACGGGCAUUCUUUGUAGAGUUCACCAUUUAUAACGCCAACGUCAACCUCUUCUGCAUCGUGACUCUCUUACUGGAGACUGCAGCUGCUGGGGCGUUUGAGUUCCACAGCGAGUUGCAUAGUGUCCGUCUCUACCAGUCCGCCGGGAACCUCUACAUCUUCGUCAUGGCUGCUGAGAUCGUAUACUUGCUUUUCAUCAUCUAUUACAUGUUUGUGCAGGGAAAAUUAAUGAAGCAACAGCGGUGGAGUUACUUCAGCAGCAAGUGGAACCUCCUGGAGCUGUCCAUCAUCUUAUUGAGCCUGAGCGCCUUGGCUGUUUUCAUAAUGAGGACCCUGCUCGGAGACCGUGAUGUGACCUACUACCAAAACCACAAAGACCAGUUUCCCAGUUUCUACGAGACGGCCUCCGCAGACUCGCUGCUUCAGUAUCUGAUCGCCUUCCUGGUGCUGCUCGCCACCGUCAAACUGUGGCACCUGCUCCGGCUCAACCCCAAGAUGCACAUGGUCACCGCCACGCUGCAGCGGGCCUGGGGCGACAUCUCCGGCCUCCUCAUAAUCAUUGGGAUCAUGUUCAUAGCCUAUUCCAUUGCCUGCAAUGUGAUUUACGGCUGGAAGAUCUCCUCUUAUAAAACCCUGGGGGACGCUCUCCUCACCAUCAUCAGCCUGCAGCUGGGCAUCUUUGACUACGGAGAGGUUUUGGACAACAGCCCUCUGCUUGGUGGACUGCUCAUCGGCUCCUGUAUCAUGUUCAUGACGUUUGUGGUGCUCAACCUGCUGAUUACAGCCAUCCUCGUGGCCUUUAAGCAAGAGCAGCUCAAUCACAAGCCCUCAGAGGAGCAGGAGAUUGUCGACGUGAUGCUGAAGCAGAUCUACAGUUUCUUUGGGAUCAGAUGUAAAGAAACAAAAGAGGAGAGACUCCCGGAGCCUGAGGUGAACAGCAGCUCUGGCUUGAUCCUCCACAGCAGCGGAAAUAUCAAAUCUGGCGACCUAAACAUUUCUCAGACAUCUGAGAAACCAACAAAGUGACAAACCUGUGAUAUAACAUAUCUUUGUCUGUC
This is a messenger RNA of Platichthys flesus (European flounder), 7379 nucleotides long. RefSeq names its product polycystin-1-like protein 2. The record is from RefSeq and is a predicted model, not a curated record. The transcript has 39 exons. Gene Ontology annotation, biological process: detection of mechanical stimulus. Gene Ontology annotation, cellular component: membrane. Gene Ontology annotation, molecular function: protein binding; calcium channel activity; carbohydrate binding. NCBI's taxonomy places the organism in Eukaryota, Metazoa, Chordata, Actinopteri, Pleuronectiformes, Pleuronectidae. Bases 1 to 7347 code for a protein of 2448 amino acids.